Molecule: messenger RNA, 975 nt
Organism: Trachemys scripta elegans
Lineage: Eukaryota; Metazoa; Chordata; Testudines; Emydidae
Product: olfactory receptor 49-like
Exons: 1
Coding region: 1-975 (324 amino acids)
Biological process (GO): G protein-coupled receptor signaling pathway
Cellular component (GO): membrane
Molecular function (GO): olfactory receptor activity; G protein-coupled receptor activity
Source: RefSeq, a predicted model, not a curated record
AUGGAGGAAGCAAAUGAAACCACGGUGGCUGAGUUUAUUCUGUUGGGGUUUUCUGGAGUUGGUGACCAACUUCAGAUGUUCCUCUUCUUUGUUCUUUCACUGACCUACUUGGUCACACUAACGGGUAAUUCAUUAAUCAUGUUCAUAGUGUGGGUGGAUCACCGACUCCACACCCCCAUGUACUUUUUCAUCAGCAAUCUGUCCUUCUUGGAGAUCUGGUUCACUUCAGUCACAAACCCAAAGAUGCUUUUAAACUUUCUCUCAGGCAACAAAACCAUCUCAUUCCUUGCCUGCAUGGCCCAGUCCUACUUCUAUUUCGCCCUCGGGUCUACAGAGUUCGCCCUUCUCGUGGUCAUGUCCUUUGACCGCUAUAUUGCCAUCUGCCACCCAUUGCGAUAUGCUGCCAUCAUGAAACAGAGACUCUGCAUUCAACUAGUUUUUGUUUCUUGGGUGGGAGGUUUCCUGAUUAUAAGUUUACGGAUAGUCCUGGUGUGCAAGCUGAGAUUUUGUGGGCCGAAUGUGAUCAACCAUUUCUUUUGUGACAGCACCCCCCUUUUCCAACUCUCCUGCACCGAUACCCAACUAAUUAAGAGGGUGGAUUCCAUUUUGCUGUCAGCCAUAGUGUUGACUUCAUUAUGUUUAACCACGAUCUCGUACACUUGCAUCUUCUACUCUAUACUGAGAAUCCCAUCUGCCACUGGGAGGCAGAAAGCCUUUGCCACCUGCGCUUCCCAUCUUACUGUUGUAACGCUGAUCUACGGGAGCUGUAUUUUUAUGUACGCCAGACCCAUCCAUGGCUACUCCUUGGAUCACAAUAAAGUCGUGUCAGUGCUGAAUACUGUUGUGACCCCGCUCCUCAAUCCCUUCAUCUACAGCCUAAGAAACAAGAGUGUUAAGCUUGCAUUGAGAGAUGCCUUCAGUCGCAGCAAGGCGAAGUUGUUCCCAAAGUUACAAUGUGCUUCUUGGUGGUGGUAA